AUGGUUCGCACCAAACAGCCUCAUUCGACCUUGAGUCCUGACAGUGACUCUCUCACUGACCACAUCAUCGCCUGUGUCGAUCUCCAGAAAGAACGCAUUCCCUUAAACCAUGGGAAGCUCCCUCCCACAUUCGCGGAUCUUGACCGUGCAGUUCGUGAAUGCGGUGGUCUAAUCGUCAACGAUGUGUCUUCUUCCACCAUCCUUGUUGCAACCGAAGCCCAGUACAAGAGACACGGUGCACGUGUGAAAGCGGCAGUUGACCGAGCCUUACCAAUCGUGACAUUCGACUGGCUAGCGGCUUCACUUGACUCUAAUGCUCCUGUCGAUUGCUCGCCAUACCAUCUACACGAUUCGUCCACGUCGAAUGGAUUCCAUUCGACCGCAGCAGGUGAUACGUCAGUCAGCAGCAUCGGCACUCCUGAUGCUUAUGUCAAUAGCGGCAGUUCCUCUAAGCGGUCUAUCAACUCGCUCGAUACCGAUGACGACGGAUCAGAAAACCUAUUGAAGAAGUCGAAGACGUAUCAACCGACACUAGUCCCGGUCGACAAGGAGUACCCUACCAAGAAGUGCAAAGUGUAUCAAGAUGGUGACGGAGUCUUCUUUGACGCGACACUAAAUCAAGUUGACCGCGGAAAGAACUCGAACAAGUUCUACCGUCUGCAGCUGAUCCAGCACGACGAUGGCAUCUACUACACGUGGACUCGCUGGGGUCGGGUCGGCGAAUCUGGCCAGAAAAAGCUUCUUGGUGAUUCGUCCUUGCACGAAGCUAUCACCGAGUUUGAGAAGAAGUUCCGCGACAAGACUGGAAAUCUCUGGAUCAAUCGUAGCGCGCCUUCCAAACCAAAGAAAUACACCAUGAUCGAGGUCCAAUAUUCAGACGAUGAGGCCGAUGAAGAUGGAGCGCCUUCUGCUACACCCGCAUCUCCCUCAAUCGAGAUCAUGUCCAAGCUGCCUAAAGCUGUCAUCCGACUUAUGUCCUUCAUCUUUGAUUUGGACAUUCUCAGCAAUACCAUGGCCGAGCUCGAGUACGACAUUGACAAGAUGCCUCUCGGUAAAUUGUCGAAGAAUACCAUGCUCCGCGGCUACGGCAUCCUACAAAGUCUAUCCGACUUGAUGCAGACAGCCGGAGACGAGCCGGACGCAAUCGCAGUUGAGGCGCUCUCUAAUCAGUUCUUCACCCUGAUCCCUCACGCUUUCGGUAGAUCUACACGGCCUCCCCUGCUAGAUGCGAUGGACAAGAUUCAGAAAGAGAUCGAUCUUCUUGACAAUCUUGAUGACAUACGUGCGUCAGAUGAUUUGAUGACCAAAGCCAAAUCACAGCAAGCCGAAAAGCUUGCCUUGGUAGACCGACAAUACCAGGCAUUGGGCCUCCUGGAGAUGACACCACUCGACCCGGGUAACACGGAGUUCGAACAGCUUGAGACCUAUCUGAUCAAAUCUGCGGCCUCGACACAUAAUUUCACCUACCAGCUCCAGGACAUUUUCAGAAUCCGGCGAAGAGGAGAAUUCGAGCGCUUCGAUGACUCGGUGUAUGGUUACAUGUUCGGAAAAGGCGUGUACUUGGCCAACCUCUCAACUAAAUCUGGCAACUACUGCUUUUCGAGCUCGAGCGAGAACACGGGCUUGUUGCUCCUCUGCGAGGCUGAGCUGGGAACACCGUCUCUCAAGUGCACCGAUGCUGACUAUCGUGCGCCCGAACUUGCGAAAGAGCAAGGAUUGAUCUCCACGCAUGGCAUCGGCGCGACCACGCCACAAGCUUGGAAGGACGCAGGUUGCGUUCAUCCCGACUUGACUGGCGUCAAGAUGCCUGACGUGGAGCAUACUGCACCUGGCGCUUCAGAGACUGGAUACUUGGGACUUCUCUACGAUGAGUAUAUUGUCUACUCAGUCGAGCAGUAA
Cyphellophora europaea CBS 101466 is the source of this 1899-nucleotide messenger RNA. RefSeq lists its product as uncharacterized. The transcript is spliced from 4 exons. Gene Ontology annotation, molecular function: NAD+ poly-ADP-ribosyltransferase activity. The record is from RefSeq and is a predicted model, not a curated record. Bases 1 to 1899 code for a protein of 632 amino acids. NCBI's taxonomy places the organism in Eukaryota, Fungi, Ascomycota, Eurotiomycetes, Chaetothyriales, Cyphellophoraceae.